UUUUUUUCCCCUCGUCUCGUAGGACCGGACUUUCUCGAGAUGUCCGAAACGGCCCCCGUUGCGCCCGCGGCCCCGGCGCCCGCGGAGAAGACCCCCGCCAAGAAGAAGCCGAAGAAGCCGGCGGGCGGAGCGCGGCGCAAGGCCGCGGGUCCCUCGGUGUCCGAGCUGAUCACCAAGGCGGUGGCGGCGUCCAAGGAGCGCAACGGGGUGUCCCUGGCCGCGCUGAAGAAGGCGCUGGCCGCCGCCGGCUACGACGUGGAGAAGAACAACAGCCGCAUCAAGCUGGGGCUCAAGAGCCUGGUCGCCAAAGGCACCUUGGUGCAGACCAAAGGCACCGGCGCCUCGGGCUCCUUCAAGAUCAACAAGAAGGCGGCCGGCUCCGAGGGUAAGGCCAAGCCCAAAGCCAAGAAACCGGCGGCCGCGGCUAAGCCCAAGAAAUCGGCCGGGGCCGCCAAGAAGCCCAAGAAGCCUGCGGCUUCCGGGGCCAAAAAGAGCGUGAAAAAGACCCCGAAGAAAGCCAAGAAACCUGCAGCGGCGGCGGGGGCCAAGAAGGCGGCCAAGAGUCCGAAAAAGGCCAAAGCGGCUAAGCCCAAGAAAGCAGCCAAGAGUCCGGCCAAGCCGAAGCCUGUGAAGCCCAAAGCGGCCAAGCCUAAGGCUGCGAAGCCCAAGGCGGCCAAACCCAAAAAGGCGGCGGCGUCUAAGAAGAAGUAGGAAAUGACUACUCCUAUGUUCUAUACACCCAAACGGCUCUUUUCAGAGCCACCCACAGGUCUCAGAGAAAGAGCUAAGUACACUGGUUUAUGAACUGGGUAAAGGUGUACUGGCCCGUUUAUCUCAGUGUCCUGAUUGGGGUGUUAUUGUCU
Molecule: messenger RNA, 863 nt
Organism: Ornithorhynchus anatinus (platypus)
Lineage: Eukaryota; Metazoa; Chordata; Mammalia; Monotremata; Ornithorhynchidae
Product: histone H1.4-like
Exons: 1
Coding region: 40-711 (223 amino acids)
Biological process (GO): nucleosome assembly
Cellular component (GO): nucleosome
Molecular function (GO): DNA binding; structural constituent of chromatin
Source: RefSeq, a predicted model, not a curated record